Camellia sinensis is the source of this 1918-nucleotide messenger RNA. RefSeq names its product norfluorocurarine oxidase. NCBI's taxonomy places the organism in Eukaryota, Viridiplantae, Streptophyta, Magnoliopsida, Ericales, Theaceae. The record is from RefSeq and is a predicted model, not a curated record. Gene Ontology annotation, molecular function: monooxygenase activity; iron ion binding; oxidoreductase activity, acting on paired donors, with incorporation or reduction of molecular oxygen.
CCCACCUUGCAUAGAUUUUUAUUGUUUGUUUUGUGGCCUAAAAAGUACAAUGAUGACGAAGCUCAAAAAUAGUAUAUAAGGACAUAAAAGAAGAUAGGUAUACACUCCUCCAAACUGAAAAAACCACACAGGAUUGAUUUCUUUUGUAGAUGUUGAAGCAAGAACCAAUUAUGUUGUUAUGGAAUCCCAUAGUCUUCUCUCUUCUUCCCUUGUUCUUCUACAUGCUAUUCUUCCUUACCAAGUGGUUGUCCAAUUUUAUCACUCCAGAAAUAGCCCACAAAAACCCACCGCCUUCUCCCACAAAGCUCCCAAUUAUUGGGAACCUUCACCAACUUGGCUCCUACCCUCACCGCUCACUCCAAUCAAUGGCCCUUAAACAUGGACCUCUCAUGCUUCUUCACCUAGGCAGUGUCCCAGUCCUCGUUGUCUCAUCUGCAGUUGCAGCUCGUGAGGUAUUGAAAACCCAUGACCUAAUCUUCUCAAACAGGCCUAAAUCAAGCAUUACUAGAAGACUUUUCUAUGGCCCCACGGAUGUGGCGUUCUCUCCCUAUGGAAAAUAUUGGAAGCAGAUAAGAAGCAUCAGUGUGCUUCAACUUCUAAGCAACAAGAGAGUCCAAUCGUUUCAAAGCGUGAGAGAAGAAGAGACACGCCUUAUGAUUGAGAAGAUUACAGAGUCUUGUUCUUCCUCUUCACCGGUGAAUUUGUCUGAAAUGUUCGUGUCUCUUACAAACAAUAUAGUGUGUAGGGUUGCUUUGGGGACGAAGUACAAUAGAGGGGAAGGGGGAAGGAAGUUCAUGGAGUUGCUGGGAACCCUUGUGGAGGUACUUGGUACUUUUAAUGUAGAGGAUUAUAUCCCCUGGCUUGCUUGGUUGAAUAGGAUCAAUGGCUUUGAUGAUAAAGUGGACAAAGUUGCUAAAGAGAUUGACCAAUUACUAGAGGGUAUGGUUGAAGAGCAUAUGAUCAGUCAAAAUCAAAGAGAAAGUGAAAGGAAGAGCAAUGGGAGUGGUGGUCAUGAAGGUGAAAGGCCACAGGACUUUGUGGAUGUUUUGCUUGAAAUUCAAAGAGAUAAAGGGGCUGGCUCUCUUCUUGAUAGAGAUAACAUCAAAGCUGUCAUCUUGGACAUGUUUGCUGCUGGAACUGAUACUAUAUACAAAGCCUUAGAUUGGACAAUGGCGGAACUCUUAAGGCACUCAAAAAUCAUGAAGAAAUUGCAAAAUGAGGUGAAAGAAAUAGCCAGAGGCAAGCUUAACAUAACUGAAGAAGAUUUAGAGAAAAUGUACUACUUGAAAGCUGUAAUCAAAGAGAGUUUGCGAUUGCAUACUCCACUUCCAUUAUUGGUUCCUCAUGAAUCAACCCAGGAUGUUAAAGUAAUGGGCUAUGACAUUUUAGUUGGAACACAAGUACUUAUCAAUGCAUGGGCGAUUGGCAGAGAUCCAUUCUCAUGGGAAGAUCCAGAUGAGUUUCAGCCAGAAAGGUUCUUGAAUAAUUCCAUAGAUGUCAAAGGAAAUGACUUUGAAUUGAUUCCUUUCGGUGCUGGUCGGAGAGGUUGCCCAGGUACCCUAUUCGCUAUGAACGUCAGUGAGCUUGCAUUAGCAAAUGUUGUACACAAGUUUGCGUUUGCAUUGCCCGACGGAUCAAUGGAGAAAGAUUUGGACAUGAAGGAAGCAACCGGUAUUACCAUCCAUAGAAAGAACCCUCUACUUGUAAACGCAACUCCAUAUUGUUCAACAUGAGAGAAUGCCUUCAUGAGUGAUCAAGAAAAGAUCACAUAUGUGGUUAUUGGUGGAGUUGUUAUACUAUUUUGUUGUAAAAUAAUAUGUGCCUAGACAUACAAAUUUGGCACAUGGGUCUCUAUUCUUCCCUGUCCUAAUGUCUUUAUUCUAAACAACAUUUUUAUAAUGAUGAGUCGCUUUAGUUA